Messenger RNA from Planococcus citri (citrus mealybug), 932 nucleotides. Its product is annotated as dynein light chain Tctex-type protein 2B-like. Gene Ontology annotation, molecular function: dynein intermediate chain binding. The record is from RefSeq and is a predicted model, not a curated record. NCBI's taxonomy places the organism in Eukaryota, Metazoa, Arthropoda, Insecta, Hemiptera, Pseudococcidae. The coding region runs from base 270 to 686 and encodes 138 amino acids. The transcript has 4 exons. Gene Ontology annotation, biological process: microtubule-based movement. Gene Ontology annotation, cellular component: cytoplasm; cytoplasmic dynein complex.
UAUUUUCAAAAAAUUUUGCUGAAAAUCUUCCAAAAAAAUUGAAAUGUAGUGUGUUUUUAUGGAAAUUUUAGAAAGAAAUUGUCCAGUUGUUUUGGUAUUUAUUAAUUUUGAGCGAUUUUCAGUCCCUUCUGCUCUCUCUGCAUUUCUAUAAAACCCAAUUUCACGUUUGUUUCAUUCGUUAUUACCAUAACAACCGAAGACAAUAUUUUUUUUAAAUAUAGAAAAUGUAAACCGAGGUUACUAUUUAUCUAAAUCAAGUCAUUACCUUCAUGAAAAUGGACGAUUCCAGCGAAGUAGCCAACAGUCGAAUUGUCAAGUCCAACGAAGACGAUGUUGCUGAAUUCCAAAUAAGGCCUUCAAUUGAGAAAAGAUUUUCAAAAGACCUCGCGAAAGAAAUCAUUCACAAUGUCUUAAACGAAGAGCUCAGUAACGUCAAGUAUGAUAAAGACGAAAUUGAGAAAUUAUGCAAAAAUAUUCCCAGAAAACUCAAGGAAAGAUUAAGAGCUAGCAUUGAUCCUAAUUAUAAACUUAUUGCUCAUGUUGUUAUUGGAGAGCAAAGAGGAGCUGGAGUAAGAUCAGUAGCUCGAUGUUUAUGGGAUUCCGCUACUGACGCUAUUGCGUCGAUAUCAUUUGAAAAUAAUUCUGUGUUCUGCGUUGCUACUGUCUACGCUGUUUAUUUUUAUUAAUGUUAUGUAGGUAUCUGUAUUAUUGUUCCUAUAUGUACGUGUAAUUUUUAUGUUAUUUGAUAUGUUCUUUUCUUGACAUGAGUUUGUUUUAACGAGGUUUUUUCCACGUAUGUAAAUAUUAUUCUCAAUGUAAAAUUGUGAAAAGAAAUAAUGUGAUCUAGGGACAUAGAAAAUACAUUCGAGUACUGUGAUGUAUUUAUUACCUUGUUGUAAUGAAUAAGAAUAAAGCAUUUUUUUAAUUUUGUA